CGUUUCCCGAAGCGACCAGCGGCUGAUCCCACGCUGGUGUUGUCAAAUUAGGUCGCUGCUGCUCGUAAGGUCCGGGUCCUCCGGCUAUUGUGAAUAAAGCUCAGCUGGGUCUCAUGAUGGCGCAUCGGGAGGCGGAAUGCAUCUUACUAACUGUUCCUGAUGACGCUUGGACGCCGGAUUUACGGCAUUGGUCUCUACCGCGUUCCGCAGUCGAAUUGGCAGGCAAGCUACUAGCACCCUCGGCUCCCUCGCUGUCAGGAAAACGGGUUUGCUUGUAAAUAGGAUCCUCAGCGUUUCCCGAGUGUUCCCGAAGGUGUUUCAACUUUCAACUUCCGGUAGGCUGUUAUCAGUGGUUGGUACCGCUAGUGUGUGGCGUGUACGGAGCAACCGAAACGGAGAUCGACGCCUCCAUUCCAAGUGUUCGUCCUUGUAUCUUAGUUGGAUGAGAAUGGAAGCGGAAGUAAAGGAAGGGGAGGGAAAGGAAGUGAAGGCGAGGGGAAGGGCUGAGGAGGAAGCGGGGGAGAUGAGGAAGGAUCUAGGGGGUGACGUGGAGGAGAGAGCCAAGGGAGAGAAGGAGGAGGAGGGGAGGGGAACGCAGGAGAGGGGAACGCAGGAGAGGGGAGGAACGGAGGAGCGGAAGGUAGAAGUUGGAGAAGCAGUGGGGGCGAGGAAUGCAGCGGAGGUGUUGAAACCGAAUGGAGCUCAAACGACGGAGAGUACGGAGGAGGCGUUAAGGACGAAUGGAUUUCAAAAGACGGAGAAUAGAAAGGAGGCUUCAAAGGCGAAUGGAUCUCAGACGGCGAAAGAGAGUCAGGAGGCGAACGAGGCUGCUGCAUCAGCUGUUCCUCCCGUUUCAUCUGCGCCUCCAGUUUCAUCUGCUCCUCCCGCUUCAUCUGCUCCUCCCGUUUCAUCUGCGCCUCCCGCUUCAUCUGCACCUCUCGUUACCUCUGUGCCUCCCGUUUCAUCUGCUCCUCCCGUUUCAUCUGCGCCUCCAGUUUCAUCUCCUCCUCCCGUUUCAACUUCUCCCGCAGUUUCUGUUGCUCCUCCAAUUUCGUCUGCUCCUACCGUAGUAGCAGACUUAGCUCCACCCGACUCAGCUGCACCCGACUUAGCUGUACCCGAAGUAGCUGCACCUCAAGUAGCUGCACCCGAACUAGCUGCAGCAGAGUUAGUUGCCGUAGACAGAAGAGCGGCUGAUACAGUUGUAGCAGAGAGAAGAGCGGCUGAUACGGUUGUAGCAGAGAGAAGAGCGGCUGAUACGGUUGUAGCAGAGAGAAGAGCGGCUGAUACGGUUGUAGCAGAGAGAAGAGCGGCUGAUGCAGUCGUAGCAAGCGCUGUGGCAUCAGGUUCGGAAGGCAAGCUAAGUCGCCUAGGCGAAUUGGAGCAACGGCAACAGAAACAGCAGCAGCAGCAGCAGCACGAGAAUCAGCAGCAGCCGCCACAACAGCAGCCAGAGAAAAAGCAGCAGCAGCAGCAGCACGAGAAACAGCAGCAGCAGCCGCUGCACGAGAAACAGCAUGUGCAGCAGCAGGAGAAGCAACAACCAGCCAUCCCACCGCAUGGCACUCCAAUGACUCAUGGGGGAAAGGGCGAGCAGCAGAAGCAACAACCAGCCAUCCCACCGCAUGGCACUCCAAUGACUCAUGGGGGAAAGGGCGAGCAGCAGGAGAAGCAACAACCAGCCAUCCUACCGCAUGGCACUCCAAUGACUCAUGGGGGAAAGGGCGAGCAGCAGGAGAAGCAACAACCAGCCAUCCCACCGCAUGGCACUCCAAUGACUCAUGGGGGAAAGGGCGAGCAGCAGGAGGCAUGGGGAGGCGCGGGUAAAGUCAGCCUAGCUCCAGACAGCGAGAAAGAGCAGGAGGAGGCGUGGGGAGGAGUGGGGAAGGUCCGUGUAAAGCCAGACAGAGAGAGAGAGCAGGAGGAGGCGCGGAGAGCCGCGGGAAAGGUCGGAUUGGUCCCAGACAGAGAGAGAGGGCGGCAGGAGGUCCGAUUGGAUCCAGACAGAGAGAGAGGGCGGCAGGAGGUCCGAUUGGAUCCAGACAGAGAGCCAUCAAAAUUGUCCAUACAAUUCACAAGUCUUUCGGUGGGGAAGGUCGGAUUGGAUUCAGACAGAGAGAAAGGGAAGGAGGAGGCGCGGGGACGAGUGGGGCAGGUCAGUUUAGACUCAGACAGAGAGAGAGGGGGGGAAGAGGCGUGGGGAGGAGUGGGGAAGGUCCGACUGGAUCCCGAUGCAGAGCCCAAGGCUAAGAGGAAGAAGGUUAAGCGGCUGAGCAGCAUGCAUGUGGUGCGGGGGGGUGUUCCCGCCGAAGAGAGGCUGUUUGGGGGAUAAUGCUGCAGCAGCAGCAGCAGCAGCAGCAGCAGCAGUGGGUGCUGCAGCAGCGC
Closterium sp. NIES-67 is the source of this 2385-nucleotide messenger RNA. The record is from the annotation of a GenBank genome assembly. Lineage: Eukaryota; Viridiplantae; Streptophyta; Zygnematophyceae; Desmidiales; Closteriaceae.